Toxotes jaculatrix (banded archerfish) is the source of this 2028-nucleotide messenger RNA. RefSeq names its product glucosidase 2 subunit beta-like. Gene Ontology annotation, molecular function: protein binding; calcium ion binding. The record is from RefSeq and is a predicted model, not a curated record. Gene Ontology annotation, biological process: liver development; N-glycan processing. Bases 105 to 1478 code for a protein of 457 amino acids. NCBI's taxonomy places the organism in Eukaryota, Metazoa, Chordata, Actinopteri, Toxotidae. The transcript is spliced from 15 exons. Gene Ontology annotation, cellular component: glucosidase II complex.
CUGGCCAGUUUAAAUGUCGGCUGCAUAUCAUGAGUUUUAAACACGUUUGAGCGGGGUUUUUUUGGGAGGCAGAAGGGAGUCAGUUUAAAUUUCUGCCCUCGGACAUGCGUUUCCACGUUAUCGUCGCAACUGUUGUUUGGUGUGGUUUCGUAGACUCGCGGAAAAUAAGAGGAAUAUCUUCGUCUUACAAACGAUUCUACAGAGAGAGGAAGUCCUUUCUGUGCAUCGAUGGCUCGAAAAUCAUCCCCUUUGAGCAGGUGAACGAUGACUACUGCGACUGUGAAGAUGGCUCUGAUGAACCAGGAACGUCAGCCUGUCCUCGUGGUCGAUUCUACUGCACCAAUCUAGGUUUCCGCCCACACUACAUCCCAUCAUCGCGAGUCAAUGAUGGCAUCUGUGAUUGCUGCGACGCUUCAGAUGAAUACAACAGCCACGCUCACUGCCAGAACACUUGCUGGAAUCUGGGACAGAGAGAGAGAGAGUAUGUGGAGGGCCAGAUGAGGACCUUGGACGAGGGUUUGCGACUCAAGCAGCAACUGAUUGAGGAGGGAGUGCUGCUCUGGAGGGAGAAGCAGGCCCAGCUCAGAGAGCUUCAGCAGGCAGCUGAGGACCUACAGAUCAAACUUGAGGAACACAGGAGGAGGAAACAUGAGGCGGACCGACUCAAAGAGCAAACACUAAAGGCACUGGAAGCGGGUGACAGUGGUCUCAGUCGUCAGAACAGCACAGUAACCAGCAUCUUCCAGUUACUGGACAGCAACAGAGAUGGCAGUAUAACAGUGGAUGAACUCCAGGCUAAAGUGGCCCUAAUCCAUGACGAGGAGCGGGUUCUUUCUGAGGAUGAAGCAGUGGCUUUUUUGGGAGGAGGUCGUCAGAUGGACCUCAACAAGUUUCGACACACACUCUGGGAAAUCCUGACAAAAGGAGACAGCGUCAAGAUCAAAGACACGCAUGGUGCACCAGACAGUCUUAUGGGUGAAGAUCCUCACUUAAAAGCAGCUGACAGAGCUGCAAAGUGGGAGGCUACCAAUCUGAAGAAGGUAGAAGAGGCCUAUGAUACAGUCAGCAUGGAAAUAAGUGAUCUACAGAAGAAGCUGUCCAUAGACUAUGGAGCAGAUUGGGAGUUUCUGUUUUUGAACAGCCAGUGUUACAUGCUGAAAGUAUAUGAGUAUACUUAUACCCUGUGCCCAUUCAAUGAAGUCACACAGAAGAACACUGCAGGAACAACUGUCUCAUUAGGGAAGUGGGGGAUGUGGGCAGGGACACCAAAGAACCAGUACAGUCAGAUGGUGUAUGAGAAUGGAGAGCCCUGCUGGCAAGGAGGCUCACGCAGUGCUACAGUCACACUGACAUGCGGAACAGAGACAGCCUUGCGAUCGGUGAAGGAGCCCAGCAAAUGCCAGUACAUCAUGGACUUUCAGACUCCUGUGGCCUGUCAGCCGGUGCUAAAGCAGCGGGGCAUACACAGUGAACUGUGACCCCUUCCCUUACUGGCCUAGCCUAGAUUAACUUAGCCUCCCCUCGAUAGCUAGCCUGCGGUGACAGGCUGGGGUCCUGAGGGUCCCCUCUGACAUCUGUGUUGUCAGAACAUAUAUACUUCUAAGCAAGUCUUGCUAAGGUCAGAACCUGAUUUUUAGCAACACUGUUCUGAGACCACUUUAGUUUUCAUUGAUUGUUACAGUGCUGUUUUGUUUCUGUUACAAUAGUAUUGGAAUGCAGCAUUUAUUGAAUGAUUUAGUGAACACAAGUAUUAAUAACAUUGCAGUAUAUUCCUUACAAGAGUUUACAUUUAAGGCCCAACAAGAUUAUUAUUGGCAUUAAAUAAAAUGCAACUACAAGAGAUCAGCUGCAGUGUGUAAUGACAUUGCCACUAAUGUAACUGCAGUGUCAAAUUACUGCAUAUUCAUAACCACAAAAGAAUGACCCUUCCUUCUACUUUGUUAAAGUGGUUGUUGUUGUUUUUUACAGCCUUAUGUAACUCUUAAUCUUAUCUUGUCAAAUUUUUUUGCCAAUAAAUCCAUGGUUGUA